AUGGGCGGCAAGGCGAGCAAAGUCACGGCGCAGGACAAGGCGAUCCUGGACAUGAAGAACCAGCGCGACAAGCUCCAUCAAUAUCAGCGGCGCAUCACCGUCUUGACCGACCGGGAGACGGACAUUGCGAAGCAACUGCUGGCCAAGGGCGACAGAAAGGGGGCGCUCCUGGCGCUGCGCAGGAAAAAGUACCAGGAGUCGCUCCUCGCCAAGACGGACGCGCAGCUGGAGCAGCUGGAGAAGCUGACGGCCAACGUCGAGUUUGCCCAGAUACAAAAAGACGUCGUCUUUGGUCUGCAACAGGGGACAAAGGUGCUCAAGGAGAUUCACGCGGAAAUGGGCGGCAUCGAGCACGUCGAGAAGCUUAUGGGCGAGACGGCCGACGCGGUUGCCUAUCAAAAGGAAGUCAGCGACAUGCUGGGCGGUCGAAUCUCGAACCAAGACGAGGAAGAAGUGGAAGACGAGCUGGCGGCGCUACAGGCCGAGGUGGCAGGCCAAGGACGAAAGCUGCCGUCAGUCCCGAACGCGCGGCUGCCCGAGCGAGAGCGGGAGGCAGAACAGCAGCCCGUGGGGUCCAGAGAACCAGAUGGGCAGGCCAUGCUCGCGGCAUGA
Molecule: messenger RNA, 612 nt
Organism: Hirsutella rhossiliensis
Lineage: Eukaryota; Fungi; Ascomycota; Sordariomycetes; Hypocreales; Ophiocordycipitaceae
Product: snf7 domain-containing protein
Exons: 3
Coding region: 1-612 (203 amino acids)
Biological process (GO): vesicle budding from membrane; late endosome to vacuole transport via multivesicular body sorting pathway
Cellular component (GO): ESCRT III complex; multivesicular body
Source: RefSeq, a predicted model, not a curated record